Messenger RNA from Morus notabilis, 1307 nucleotides. Its product is annotated as protein MIZU-KUSSEI 1. The record is from RefSeq and is a predicted model, not a curated record. Gene Ontology annotation, biological process: hydrotropism. The coding region runs from base 343 to 1092 and encodes 249 amino acids. The transcript has a single exon. Lineage: Eukaryota; Viridiplantae; Streptophyta; Magnoliopsida; Rosales; Moraceae.
CUUUAAUAAUCUUCCUUUUUCCCACUCCAAAUAAGAUUCCAAAGACAACCUAACUAAGUGACCAACCAACCAAUUUCUUUCCCCCUAACUCCUUUUUUUUUCUCUCUUUUUCCUUCCUCACUAGGGCCACCGCUAUACAGUAUCACCCUUCCACCCCCACCACCAUCACCCCUCUCUUUUUCCCUUUCUUCUCACCUCUCAACCUUUCUCUCUAUAUCAUUCAUCCAAUCUCUCUUUUCUCCCAAACUCAACUAUUCCAACACAAAAUUCCAUAAACCCUAAUUGAUCAUUCAUAUUGAUCAUCAUUUCAUCACCCAAAUUAUAUUAUAAUUAUACAUACCAAUGCCAUCAUCAGUACAUUCCAGUCCCUUCUACCAAAUGGAGAAUCCGGCCAUAGUGUCCCUCCUCCGGCACGCCGGGCAGGCGGGCGGGACGACGACCGAUCAUCAGAAAAUCAAGAGACCCUCGGUAGCGAAAUCGGCGGGAGGACUCCUGAAGAUGUUCAAGCUCUUCCCCAUGCUGACGUCCGGCUGCAAGAUGGUGGCGCUGCUCGGGAGGCCGAGGAGACCGCUGCUGAAGGACCGGGCGACGACCGGCACGAUCUUGGGGUACAGGAAAGGCCGGGUGAGCCUGGCCAUACAGGAAGACCCCCACUGCAUGCCAAUCUUCGUGAUCGAGCUCCCCAUGCAGACUAGCGCCCUAAACAAGGAAAUGCAGGCCGAUGACAUCAUCCGGAUCGCCCUAGAGAGCGAGACGAAGACGCACAAGAAGAAGGUUCUGGAAGAGUUCGUGUGGGCCGUGUACUGCAACGGCAGGAAGGUCGGCUACUCGAUCCGGCGGAUGCACAUGACGGAGGACGAGCUUCACGUCAUGCAGACCUUGAGAGGGGUUUCCAUGGGGGCCGGGGUUCUCCCGAGCCCCGCGGGCGGUGGCGGCGGUGACCAAACGGCGUCGUCCGAUGGGGAAUUGACCUACAUGAGGGCAAGGUUUGAGAGGGUCGUCGGGUCUAAGGACUCCGAGGCCUUGUACAUGAUUAACCCUGAUGGCGCUCCCGGCCCAGAGUUGAGUAUUUUCUUUGUCCGGUCUCAGUGAGUGAGGAGGAUAUUUAAUUAAUUAGGUUUUUUCUUUUUAUUUUUUAUUUUUUUGGUUUUGGAAUAUGUAAUAUGGGAUAUUGAUACGUGCAUAGAUAUAUGAUUUUGGGUAUUGAUUGUUGUAGGAUUAGGGUUGUACCUAUAAACGGAUCACUGAUUUUCUCUCUGCAGGAAGAACUGUGAUGGAUUAAUUAAUUCAUUAUAAUUUAUAAGUUA